AUUUUCUAUCGCAAAUAUGGAAUAUUUCUUAUGGCUCAUGGCUCUUUUCCAUACUAAAAAUAGAUGAAUACGUAAAAUAUAGAAAGAAAAAGAUUCAACAAUCACUCCUAAUACUACUGAUGCAUGUACUUUACUAUGAACUAUUCUUGAAAUAAAUAAAUAAACAAAGGUACUAGAAGCUCACAAGAAUGCCAGGAAAAGUAAAAGUUAAAAUUUCAUCUGGGAAAAAUCUACCUGUAAUGGAUAGGUCCAGCGAUACCACGGAUGCCUAUGUGGAAAUAAAAUUGGGAAGUACUACUUUCAAAACUGAUGUUUGUAGGAAAUCCCUGCAUCCCCAAUGGAACACAGACUGGUAUCGUUUUGAAGUUGAGGACUCUGAGCUUCAAGAUGAACCAUUACAAAUUCGCCUGAUGGACCAUGAUACUUAUUCAGCUAAUGAUGCCAUAGGCAAAGUCUAUUUGAACUUGAAUCCUUUAUUGUUGCCUGGUGAUGGACAGUUAAUGUCCUACAGCUUCAAUGGGGACAGUACCACACAUCAUGAAAUAUCUGGCUGGCUACCAGUGUAUGAUACCAUGCACGGAAUCAGAGGAGAAGUGAAUAUCACAGUCAAGGUGGAGUUGUUUUCUGACUUCAAUCGCUUCAGGCAAUCCUCAUGUGGUGUCCAAUUUUUUUACUCUCCCAUGGUCCCUCACGGCUACCAAGCCAAACUGAUCCACGGCUUCGUGGAAGAACUCCUAGUCUACGACGAUCCCGAGUACCAGUGGAUCGACAAGAUCCGCACGCCGAGAGCCUCGAACGAGGCUCGCCAAACUCUAUUCUUCAAGCUCUCCGGCGAGCUCCAGAGGAAAAUCGGCGUGAAAACACUCGAUUUGGGCGGAAACGCCGUUAUUGGGUAUAAGCAAAGUUAUGAUUUGGAGGGAGAGUCCGGGAUUGUGGGCAGGGGAAUAGGUACGGCUGUGACGCUGGUGAAGUCUGUCAAUGUUUGCAGUCCGACCGUCAAUGAGGAGAUCAAAGAAGAGCAUAUUCUGUCAUCACAACCUGAACAAAACGGAGGUACCUGUCAACAGAGCGCUGAGCCUCAGAAGAGCGAACUGUCGCCGGCGAAAAUCAGCAAUUUGAGUCAUCGCAGAUCAUCGGAUUCGGACUUGAGCAUCACUCCGAAAGGAAACAGUUUGACUGGGAGCGACAAAUCUGGAGGACAUCUCAGUGGACACUUCAUGAGAAAUAAUUUGAUGCACCGCUCGAAGAUACACCAGGAGAACUUCGACAUGUUGGAAUACCCCUUCCUGACUAUCUUGAAAUUUCCCCCCGACUUCAUAUCCCAAAUAGGUGGAGCCGUCAGUGCCAGAUCCGUGAAACGGUUAGAGACAAUCAGUAACAUCGAAGAACCAGAAUCGAGAGAUACGUGGUGGUCAGAGAUAAGGAUGGAAAUACGAUCGCAUGCGCGUAGCUUAGGCUGCAACGCGGUUUUAGGAUACACAGAAGCAGCUAGUAUAUGUGAAGAUGUGUGUAUCCUUGGCGCAUCUGGUACUGCUAUUGUUUUAGAUUUCCAUAAGAAUGAGGAUUUCGAAGAUGGUGGCUCAGUGUUCAAGCAGAAUUACCCUGCCAAAGAUGUCAUGAGCGCUUCUCUAGAACGAAACCACUUUGACCGAGAAAAAAUGAAUGGAAGCAAUAAAAUUCCUGAGAGUCCAGAACACCCUAUACAUGUUCCUCAAAAUACACCAUGUGCAAUAAUUCAUCUUCCGUAUGCGUGCAAUAAUGUUCCAUUGAAAGCAACAGUUGGAAAGUGUCUUAUGUGUCGGAAAGGAAGGGUACCAGAAGUCCUAAUAGCCACGAUAGAACCGCCCGAAGGUCUACCGACGACCGGCCGGGGGUGCUUCAUCGAGUCCUACGUGUGCCGCCCUCUCAAAGACGUGAAGGGCGAAUGGAUAGCCAAAGAGAUAUCGGACGGUCUGCCCUUCUUGGAGUACGAGCUGCACAGGCUCCUGAUCAACAAGCUGAAAAUCAAAGGGAUGAACGCGAUAUUCGGACUGAAGUUCCGGAUAACGGUAGGGGAGAAAAUGAUAAUCGCUGUCGCCACCGGCACUGCGGUUUUUCUGCCCGCCCUACCGAGCCCUUCGGUGCCUAAAAUCAUCUCGGAUGAGAUGGCCGACGACAUCAAGUUGGUUAUGCUGCAGAAGCAAUUGAACGAGACGGUCAAGAAGAAUAAGGAAAUUUAUCAAAUCGAUGAUGAGACGCAAAAUUGUAAAGUUUGGUCGGACGAAGAAUCUGAAGAUGAACCAUCAUCGUUGGAUUUAUCUUCAGGAAACAAGGACUGCUGUGUUCUGGAGGUCGACGAUCCCGAGGACGAGGAGGUCCUUCUCUCCCUAAUGAAAGACCGCCCUCCCGACGGUUUCCACGUCGUCAACACCGAAUCCAUCCCCGGCCUCGACGACUUAGAAAUCGUCGAGAACCUGCAGAUGUUCACGCAGAUCCGCAGGUUCAAGUUCCAUCCGACGCUCAACAUCGACGAGCACUUCCGCAAGCUGCUGCAGAGCGUCUACUUCAAGCUGAGGAGAAUGGUGCCGUGUGCCUUGUGCAAUAUUCAGUUCAUUUGCGGGAUACCCGAGGGCGAUGAGGUGCAGCUGUUGGUGUUCGGGAUGGCUUUGGGGUUGGGAAAGAAACAAAGGAAAGGAAAGGCAUCUGUUUUGAAACGAACAGAUGAAGAUAUGAUUUUCAAAUUAGACGAGGACAAUAUUCCAGAAAACGGUGUGUUCUCUGUGAACAAAAGCUCAAAGUUCAAGCAAAAAUCGCCGAUGAAAUAUAGGCAACAAUCUGUGAAACACAGACAUACUCCGCACAAAGAAAGACAUGGUGUCGACAUAACACCUUUAUCCUAUGUACCUGGUGCUAGUAUUGAUAAAUAUUUAGGCAAUUUCAAUUUCUUUUUCAUCAGAGAAACGACUUCUAUACGUGAGGAAGGUGGUCUCAGUGGUUUCUUACAUAGUUUCGUGACCGAAGUGCUAGCUAUAGUACGAGCACACGUCGCCGCUCUCGGAGGGAAUGCCUUGGUGGCCUUCUUCCUGACUGAAUUAUUCCUUCAUCACAAUUUUCAUAAGAAUCAGGGCCAAUGUCUUAUCAAUGUUGGUGGCGAUGUGGUCUCUGUGACGUACCUCAAGGAAGACAGUUGAACCUGUUGACUCGUAUUGCAGUCGAAUCGGUCAAUAAUCAUAAUUACAAAAAAACUUGUUUUUCAAAAUACACUCACCGGCAAAAAACGGCCACCAAAAAAUUUGCAAAAAUUGUUCACCCUGUAACUUUUUUAAUCCUCGUCCGAUUUUUGUGAAAUUUCGAGAUUCAUGUUCCGGAAUGUUAGCCCAAAUAUUAGUUUCCGUGAAAAGCUGAUGACUUGAUAAUUAUACAGGGAAAAACCAAAGUUACUAUUUCACCCCUUACUAUUUAACGCCCUGUGGCGAAAUUGAGUGGUUGAACUUGGUUCAGUUGAUGAAAAUAAAACAUGGUAUUCACUACUGAAAAUUGAACAUGAAAAUUGUAGAUUCAAGAUCAAUUAAUAAAAACAUCCUCUAACUCAUUUGUAUACUGACAUAUCACUCAUAUCAUAUCAUAACUGAGAGGUGUCAAACUAUAAGAAAAGAUUUUCGAAAAAAUCUUAAUUGCAUAUUGGAUUGACUUUCAUUCCAAUAUGUGAAGUCUCUUUCAUAUAACCUCGUAUAAACCUAAUGAGGACUUACUGUAUGUAUCUUCAUUAGAAUGAAAAACAUUUUAUCGAAUCUAUGGCAAUUCUGUAGUCUCUUUCAUAUUUCCUCGUAUAAACCUCAUGAAAAGUUACUGUAAUUAUACAUUUCACAAUUUCCGACACUAUAUUUCUUUUUUGGAACAGCGAUUUUCAUCACGUUUAAACAUAUUUUUCUUCGUCCUGGGAAAAUCUGGACAUAUUUUUUAUCGCACCUUGUAUAUAAAUCGUCAAGAAUAAAUAUGAAUUCCAUACUUCUGGAACUACAACCGUAAUUUUUCGAAUUUUACAAUUGAAAAGUGGAAAUUCAAAAGGAUGUAAGUGCCAAAAAAUGUAAACUGAGAUAUUACAUAAAACAUGCCAAAAAAAUUAAAAUAAAAACAAAACUUCAUAGAAAUAUGUUUAUUGAGUACAGAAUGCACGAUCAUAUGAACUACAUACAAAAUUACACAUAAAAAACGAAGACUUGUAUGAAAAACACUAACUCAAACAUGACAACUGCUAGAAGGUCCAAAGUGCCAAGAACAAGAAAUCGUGAAAAGGCUCUAGUCCAAAGUAGUAUUCUACUGUGAUUCUGUUCUUUCUAUGAGAUCUUCAUAAAACGGAAUAUAUUUCAAUGGAAUAUAGUCCAUCAUGUUUUUUUAGAUUUUUGAGCUUCUCUGCUCUGCCCCAUAAGAAAAGUACUCUGCUUAUCGUGAUUUGCAACAUCAUAAAAUUGUUGGAAUGAUGAUUUUCUCUGAUUGAAUGAUGAAAAUUUGCAGGAAUAUUUACAAGAACAAGUUACUUGCAACAAGAGCAUAAUGUGAGUAUACUUAGUUUACUGAUUUUGAGGUUAACAUUGCUUACCUCUGUUCAGGUGGAUUUUUAGCCGGUAUAAGGACAUUUUUAUAAUUUGUAUGUUGCAAGCCACUAACUCUGCUUCUUCUUCUCUCAUUUCUAACACUCUCAGUACCAUUCUGCCGCCUUUUUACUGCAAUAUUACCGGCUUGUACAUCACCACGUGCGUCCAUUUUGUAUACUAACAAUGUUAAUUAUUUGGGACUUAGACCCUUUUAACGUACACAAGUACAGGCGCUUCGACCCUGCGCAGCUUUCUACAUCACAAAAUGAUUGCUGCCUAUGGCAAAUGGCACAUUGACCGUUUUGUAUGGUAUUGGCCUUGGCACAUAGACCUCAUUAUAGGUUAAAUCUAAAAUUUGGUGAAAGCGGC
Messenger RNA from Phaedon cochleariae (mustard beetle), 4943 nucleotides. Lineage: Eukaryota; Metazoa; Arthropoda; Insecta; Coleoptera; Chrysomelidae. The record is from the annotation of a GenBank genome assembly.